Molecule: messenger RNA, 1269 nt
Organism: Mercenaria mercenaria
Lineage: Eukaryota; Metazoa; Mollusca; Bivalvia; Venerida; Veneridae
Exons: 2
Coding region: 1-1269 (422 amino acids)
Source: RefSeq, a predicted model, not a curated record
AUGAAUACGGAGGAUUACAAGAAAGAGAUUCUGAGGCAACUUAGUGAUGGUAAAUAUUAUGAAAAACUUAAACAAGAUCCUAAAGAUAAUGUUUUUAAGAAUACAUCUACUUGUAUUGAAAGUAUAGAAGAGACAAACAGUAAUGUAACUAAGGAAUUUGACAUGUUUCCAGAGUCUGUUAAAACUCCGGCAUUUUACGUGCUGCCGAAAAUACAUAAGACUCCCGGCAGCAAUCUAGCGCUAAAUUAUCCCGGGCGACCUAUUGUGUCGGCAGACAGGUCGCCCACGGAGAACAUUUCAAAAUAUCUUGAUUAUAUACUAGUACUCAAACCGCAAAUGAUAAACUUACCGUCUUAUAUUAAAGACACAACUGACUUUAAUGAAAAGAUUAAAAGAUCCAAAUUCAAGAGUAAGGCUACUUAUUUAGUGACACUAGAUGUUUCUUCUCUAAACACUUACAUACCGCACAGCGAAGGAAUCGACGCAUGUAAAUAUUUUUUGGACGAGCGUUGCCAUGGAAGAUUGAAAAGUGACGAUGUCGCAAAACUCAAACUUGUUCUGCAAAAUAAUUAUUUCAAAUUUGAUGAAGAUUUUUAUCUCCAAAAAAUGGGAACUGCGAUGGGCAGCUCAAUGGCACCAUCAUACGCAUCGUUAUUUAUGGGGAAAUUUGAACAAGACUUCCUUAGAAAUCGAGAUCUACAACCGACACUUUGGCUCCGUUUCCUGGAUGAUAUUUUUAUGGCGUGGGAUCAUUCCUUGGAAGAACUACAACUUUUCAUCAGAGAGUUAAACAGUUUUCAUCCUGACAUAAAGUUUACGCAUACUAUUUCACAAGAGUCGCUCUCGUUUCUAGAUGUAAAUAUACCCAAGGGAGAUAAUUUAUGUGUCGAAACUAACAUAUAUGUGAAAGAAACUAAUAACCACCAGUACUUGGACUAUACAUCAUGUCAUCCCAAACAAUGUAAGAACGAUAUUCCGUAUAGUCAAGCAAAACGCUAUAGACGUACAAUAUCAGAUGAUGACAAGUUCAAACAUUCAUUAUCACAGCUUCGUGAAUUCUUCGUUGACAGAGGUUACCCACAUGAUGUGUUAGACCGUGCCUUCCAAAAAGUAGUCAAUAUAUCUCAACAAGAAGCUUUACAGACUCAAGUUGUGGACAAAAAUAGUGUAAUUCCUUUAACUAUCGUGUAUGAUCCAGCGCUUCCGCGUAUUGACACAAUACAGAAUGCAAAACGAGGUCUUUUACAGUUCAAACAGUAUGAAAGAUGA